Messenger RNA from Closterium sp. NIES-65, 3708 nucleotides. NCBI's taxonomy places the organism in Eukaryota, Viridiplantae, Streptophyta, Zygnematophyceae, Desmidiales, Closteriaceae. The record is from the annotation of a GenBank genome assembly.
AUGGAAUCGGAAAUCUUAAUCAACGGUCAGCUCGAUCUUGGCGACAUGGCGGAUUUCAUCGCAGGCGACGCCUGCGACUUCGGCGACUGCUUCUCCGACGACGAGUUUGACGUCGACGAAUUGGAGCGUCGCAUGUGGAAGGAUCGCCUGAAGCUGAAGCGAAUCAAGGAUGGCCAGAAAGCGAAAGACGGCGAGAUGACGGCUCCGGCAGAUGAGGCGAGAGAUGCGGCGGGAGACGCGGCGGGGGAUGCGCCGAAGGACGCGGCGGGCGAGGACGAGCAGAAGACGCGGCAGCGGCAGUCGCAGCAGGACCAGGCGCGGCGGAAAAAGAUGUCGCGCGCGCACGACGGCAUACUUAAAUACAUGCUCAAAAUGAUGGAGGUGUGUAACGCGCAGGGCUUCGUGUACGGAAUUAUUCCCGAAAAGGGGAAGCCAGUUGGCGGAAGCUCCGACAAUCUGCGCGCGUGGUGGAAGGACAAGGUGCGCUUCGACCGCAACGGCCCCGCGGCGAUUGCGCGCUUCAACGCGGAGCAGGCCGCCGCUUCUUCCGCCGCCGCCGCCGCUGCUGCCGGGGGGAACGGUAGCGUGUUUCCCGGCGGGAUGGUCCCCGGCGCUGGCGGAAUUGGCGGGAGCGGGAUGGUUUCUGCGCUCGCGACGCCGCAGACGCUGCAGGAGCUGCAGGAUACGACGCUGGGAUCGCUUCUCUCGGCGCUGAUGCAGCACUGCGAUCCCCCGCAGCGGAGAUUUCCGCUCGAAAAGGGCGUUCCGCCGCCCUGGUGGCCGUCCGGGGAGGAGCAAUGGUGGCCGCAGCUGGGGCUGACACGUGGCACCGGCCCGCCGCCGUACAAGAAACCGCACGAUUUGAAGAAGGCGUGGAAAGUGGGCGUGCUGACGUCAGUGAUUCGGCAUCUGUGUCCUGACGUGGCGCGCAUUCGGAAGCUGGUUCGUCAGAGCAAGUGCCUGCAGGAUAAGAUGACGGCGCGGGAGAGUGCCACGUGGAACGCCGUGCUCGACCAGGAGGAGGCGGAAAUUCUCAAAGCGCAAGGGCGGCUCGAAGACGCUGCGAAAUUCGACCCGUUCGCUGCCGGAUCGCCCGUAAGAACCCCCGGCGCGGGUGCGUUUGAGCGCGACGGCGGAAUUACCGGCGGAAUUGGUGGAGGGAUCCACGGAGCGGACUUGACGGGCGUGGACACGAACGCGCUUCUGGCGGAAAUUAUGAGCGGAAAGAUGCGCGCCGGCGCGAUUGAAGCGGGGGAGGAUAAGCGGAGCUUUAAAUUAUCCGCGGCUGGUAACGGGGCGGACUACGACGAGUACGCGCCUGAAGCACCUGGCCGUUCGGCUAGCAGAGUCAAGACGGAGCAAGAAAUUUUGAACAUCCCCGCUACUGUGUUCUCCGGUACAAGCAACCUCACCAACGCUUCUGCCGCUUCUGCCGCGGCCGCUGCUGCUGCUUCGCUCACACAGGGUGCGGGGUCUUUGGCUCCUGAGCACCGGGUUUUUCUCUGCCCGUUCGACCGCUGCCCGAAGCACCAGUGGAGCAACGCCUUUGCUGACCGCAACGCCCGGAACCUUCACCAAGCCUCCUGCCCGUUCCGCCCGAAGCUCGCAGGUUCGAGCUCCCCUGCUCCUGCUGGCGCUGCUGGCGUCACUGGUGCUCACACCGGUGGUGCUAACACCGGUGGUGGCAGCAGCUGCCCCAUUCGCAGGAGCGCGAGUGCCUCCUCCUUCCUUCCUUCUGGAAAUCCCGCCGCCGCCGCCGGCGCUGCUGGUGUGGCUGGUUCUGCUGGUGGUUCGGCUGUAGCGAGUGGUGGCGGCAGCAGCAAGCCGUCUGGCAAGGACCCUGCCGCGUUCGCGUCCGCGGCUGCUACAGCCGCCGCCAUCAAGGCGAGCAUGCAGCAGCACGGUCAGCAGAGUCAAUCCAAGUCAAGGCUCUCAAACUCCUCCCGUGCCCCUCCCGCUCCUGCCACUCCUGCUGCAGAGCCUGCUGCUGCUGCUGCACAGCCAGUAUCCCACCCGAAUUUCCCUUACAACAACCACCAGCAGCACCAGCAGCAGUACCAGCAGCAGCAGCAGCACCAUCAGCAUCAAGCUCAGUUAUUGAGACAAGGAAGCUUUCCGGGUGAUUCCUUUCACCCGCCUCCUGCCAUUGGCCUGCCGACAGGAGCUGCCCCGGGCAGCGGGCAGUUCGGAGAAAUGUUUCCAGGGAUGAUGUUCGGGCAGCCCGGCAACAUGAUGGGUAUGGCAGGAAUGGGACCACCAUCCAUGCACCACCAUCACAUGGCACAUGCGGCCCAUGCCGCACAUGCAGCACAUGCAGCACAUGCAGCGCAUGCCUCUGCCCAUCCGUACGCCUUCCACAUGCCCCCCAUGGGCCAUCCCUACCCGGCUUACAGCAGCAUGGCUGGUGGCAUUGCUAUUAAUCAGCAGCAACAGCAGCAGCAGCAGCAGCAGGGAGAGGAGAUGCGACAGCAGCAGCAGCAGCAGCAGCAGCAGCAGCAGCAGCAGCAGCAGCAGCAGCAGCAGCAGCAGCAGCAGCAGCAGCAGCAGCAGCAGCAGCAGCAGCAGCAGCAGCAGCAGCAGCAGCAGCAGCAGCAGCAGCAGCAGCAGCAGCAGCAGCAGCAGCAGCAGCAGCAGCAGCAGCAGCAGCAGCAGCAGCAGCAGCAGCAGCAGCAGCAGCAGCAGCAGCAGCAGCAGCAGCAGCAGCAGCAGCAACAGCAACAGCAGCAGCAGCAACAGCAGCAGCAUCAUCCGAGCCAGCAUCAACAGUUGGAGAAGCGGAGGAGAGAGCUGAACCGUCAGCAGCUGCAGCUGCAGAGGCAGCUUCAGGAGCAGCAGCAACACGGAGAUGAAUUACACAAGCAGUUGCAGGAACACGAGCAGCAGCAGCAGCAACACCAGCAGCAGCAGCAACAGCAGAUGGCGCGACUGGGAGAGGAGAAAGCUGGGCUGUCAAGCGUCGGUGAAGCAGGUGAGAAAACGGGGAGCGACGGGGGCAUCGGAAGCAUGACAUCUAGCAAUGAUGCAGUGAGCAACAACCACAACCGAGUGAGCAACAUCAGCAGCAGCCAUGCUCUGAGCAACACAGGCUUGAGCAACAUCGGGGGCGUCAGCAAGAGUAGCAGCACUGGUAACUCCGCAAGUAACCAAUUCACUCGUCCGUCCGUUCUCCUCCCUUCUGCCACGCCUGCUUCUCCUGCUGCUCCCGCCAUCUCGCCGCGCCUCGCUGCUAUAAUCGCCCAGCAGCAGCAGCAGGAGGAGUUGAUCGCAACCGUUGGAUCGUGGGCCAAGGGCCAGCUCCAAACCAGGAUGAAGCGCCGAGUCUUGUCGGACCUCCAAGCCUUGGUGCCUGGCGAGCGCACGCUCGGCCGGACCAUGACCGAGCCUAUGGCGGAGGUUCGGGAUGAAGCUGACGGGGCGGAGGGGAGUGGUGCUGCUGCUGGUGUGGGCCAGUUCGGUGGCAACGGCGCCAGUGGCAGUGGCGGCAGCGGCGGUGGUGCUGCUGCUGGUGCUGGUGGUGUUGAUGGUCAUGAGAACAUGUUCGGGAUGGGUGAUGCUGCUGCAACAAUGGCAGGAGGGAUAGCUGGAGGGAUAGCAGGAGGCUUAGGAGGAGGUUUGGGAGGAGGCCUAGCAGGGUUAGGAGGAGGACAUGACCCUUUGAGGCUGAUGGGUCAAUUGAUGGAUGAUGACUUGCACUACUUCAGCUGCUGA